Molecule: messenger RNA, 2243 nt
Organism: Etheostoma cragini (Arkansas darter)
Lineage: Eukaryota; Metazoa; Chordata; Actinopteri; Perciformes; Percidae
Exons: 19
Coding region: 583-1716 (377 amino acids)
Biological process (GO): positive regulation of transcription by RNA polymerase II
Cellular component (GO): nucleus
Molecular function (GO): protein binding; single-stranded DNA binding
Source: RefSeq, a predicted model, not a curated record
CUGUCACUCACUUGCGGUUGCCAUGGCAAGCGGGCGGUCCCGAACAGCGGGACAUCCAAUGGGAGACGACGCUGCUUGUGUCACCAUGGUGACGGGGCUGUGCCCAAGGAGGUUGUGAUGGGUUGACAGGUGCGUGACAAUCGGAGCUCUCUGCAAGCAUGUACGCCAAAGGCAAGAGUAGCAACGUGCCGUCCGACAGCCAAGCCAGAGAAAAGGUACAGAGCUGUCUUGAAACGAAAGCGAUGAUGACAGUUUGACAAGGCCUUGAUAGAAAACACUUUUUAACCUGCUCAACACAUAGAGGCUGUUAAAAGUCCUCUUUAAUCUGCUGGCAUCCCUCCUAGUUUCUCUCUUAUCCCUGCUGCCAGAGAUGUAACUUGCCACAGAAGUGCUAUCAAAGCAGCAGCCUCUUAUUGAGCUGUGUGAGGCGGGGGGAGACAGCCUCUGAUCGACGCAGACAGAAAGAGGGGUGACGUGUCAAUCAACAGAGAGGACCCUGUAGAAGGCAUUCUCACAGGACGUCGCCUUGGGGUUCUUGAGAAGGAUCGACGUGACAAAAGGCCUCCGUCGGCAUCAGAUAGCAUGUGGGGAAGAGAGGAGGAGAGGGCACAGCAUCCUCAAACUCUUUUAUCACUCCCUUCAAAAGACGGAGGGUUAGCUCUGUAUGUGUACGAGUACCUGCUGCAUGUAGGAGCACAGAAGUCAGCACAGACCUUUCUCUCAGAGAUCCGAUGGGAGAAGAACAUCACAUUAGGAGAACCUCCGGGGUUCCUCCACUCAUGGUGGUGUGUUUUCUGGGACCUGUACUGUGCGGCUCCAGAGAGAAGAGACACAUGUGAACACUCCAGUGAGGCCAAGGCCUUCCAUGACUAUCAAUAUAAGAACUACAAGAGUGCUGCAGCAGCUCCCAGCCCAGUCCUUGGGAACCUUCCCCCAGGAGAGGGCAUGCCAGUUGGUCCGGUCCCACCAGGAUUCUUUCAGCCGUUUAUGUCACCUCGAUACCCCGGAGGACCCAGACCACCUCUCAGAUUACCCAAUCAGGGACUUGGAGUCCCAGGUGGCCAACAUAUGUUACCCAGUGGAAUGGACCCCACAAGACAGCAAGGACAUCCAAAUAUGGGAGGACCAAUGCAGCGGAUGACUCCACCCAGAGGCAUGGUACCGCUAGGGCCCCAGGGCUAUGGAGGUGGGAUGAGACCACCACUAAACACCCUGGUUGGUCCUGGGAUGCCUGGCAUGAACAUGGGACCUGGUGGGGGCAGACCCUGGCCAAAUCCUCAAAACUCCAAUUCAACCCCUUACUCUUCCGCAUCUCCCGGAAGUUAUGUGGGACCUCCAGGAGGAGGAGGCCCACCUGGGACCCCAAUAAUGCCAAGUCCAGCAGAUUCAACCAACUCUGGCGACAACAUGUACACUAUGAUAAACACAGUACCUCCGGGGGGAAGCCGGCCAAAUUUUCCCAUGGGUGCAGGUGGUGACGGUCCAUUAGGGGGAAUGGCUGGAAUGGAGCCCCAUCACAUGAAUGGAUCGUUAGGUACAGGAACAAGUAGCUUGUACAGGUCAGGAGAUAUGGACAGUCUCCCCAAGAACUCUCCUGGUAACCUAAGUAUGAGUAACCAGCCCGGGACCCCCAGGGAGGAUGGAGAGAUGGGAGGAAACUUCCUUAACCCUUUUCAGAAUGAAAGUUAUUCUCCAAACAUGACGAUGAGCGUGUGAAGGCUCUGGGAGCAGGUUUGUUUCAGUCGGCCAGUAACCUGGUGUGGAUCAGUGAAAAGAAGAGAUACCGGAUGUGAUGUCAUCUAGGCCAGUGACUCUUCCUCCACCACCACCUGCCUAGCCAGGACAGUUGCCCCAGGCUCGGUCCUCCUACUACACCCUACCCCCCACCCCUCCAUUGUUUCUGUCCACGUCUCUUCUCUCCUGUUUCUUCUCCCGUUCUAAGUGGUGACUCUGCUACAUUCAUCAGUUCUUCCUCUGCAAAUAUGAGACUGUACAAAGGAACCAAAUUGAAACAACCCCGAGGAGAACUCUUUAAAUAUUUUCAUAUAGUGGGUAUGAAACUGUGCACACUCCCGUCACAGACAGACGUGUCUGCCUUUUGCAUCAUAUUACAGAGUGUAACCCCAAAAGCCAAUGGUCAGUAUCCCAUUCAUGUUAAAGUUUAAAUUUUCAAGAAUUUAAAGAGAUAUAGACACUUUUUGAUUGAUCUAACUGGUUGUGACGUGGAACAUCAAUUGUCUUCA